This is a messenger RNA of Drosophila erecta, 1047 nucleotides long. It is a transcript of the gene Chd64, whose product is annotated as myophilin. The record is from RefSeq and is a predicted model, not a curated record. The transcript is spliced from 3 exons. Lineage: Eukaryota; Metazoa; Arthropoda; Insecta; Diptera; Drosophilidae. The coding region runs from base 215 to 781 and encodes 188 amino acids. Gene Ontology annotation, molecular function: protein binding.
AGGUUUCCUCGGUCUCCCUGCCUCGGACGUUUUUCAUAACGUAGUAAGCUCUCGUUGCGAACGGACGUAGCCCAACCAACCUGGCCUUAACCCUUGCGCUCCCUCCGAUUUAUUCCGCGAAUAACACAUUCCAGUGGACGGACAGUGGUGCAAUUCAGCCCAAGACCAACCUACAUUUUAGCUCCCUGCAAACCCGUUUCUUCACCGAAUCACUAUGGCGUCCAACCGUGCAGCGAAGUCUGGUUUUGCCGCCGAGGCCCAGCGCAAAAUUAACUCCAAGUACAGCGAGGAGCUGGCCCAGGAGAGCCUCGAGUGGAUCAAGGCUGUCACCGAGGAGCCCAUCAACACAUCCGGCGACACCGACAACUUCUUCGAGGUGCUCAAGGAUGGCGUUAUCUUGUGCAAACUGGCCAACGCCCUGCAGCCCGGCUCCAUCAAGAAGAUCAACGAGAGCAAAAUGGCCUUCAAGUGCAUGGAGAACAUCUCGGCCUUCCUUGCGUGCGCCAAGAACUUCGGUGUCCCCACCCAGGAGACCUUCCAGAGCGUUGAUCUGUGGGAGCGCCAGAAUCUGAACUCGGUGGUUAUCUGCCUGCAGUCGCUGGGUCGCAAGGCCUCCAACUUCAACAAGCCAUCGAUUGGCCCCAAGGAGGCCGACAAGAACGUGAGGAACUUCAGCGACGAGCAGCUGCGCGCCGGCGCCAACGUCAUCUCCCUGCAGUACGGAUCGAACAAGGGUGCCACCCAGUCCGGCAUCAACUUCGGCAACACCCGGCACAUGUAGAUCGGUGUCCUGCAGCCAGGAUCCUCCGCCCACACUUCGCUCUCAGACAUUCCGCAUUCCGCAAUGGAAGACCAAACCAAAAUGCCAACAUCUGACGCAGCCGCUUUUGGGUUCCACACACUUUUCACGUUUUGAGCUAGAUUUGGGAAGAGCCCCUGAAUGAUAUGAUAUGGAUAUGGAUAUAUAUUUAUGAUACCAAUUUGUAUUUGUAUUCCAAUUGACCAGGCGUAUGCUGUUAUGUAAUAACAUAAACUACUUUAAUUUAA